Messenger RNA from Sabethes cyaneus, 2666 nucleotides. Its product is annotated as zinc metalloproteinase-disintegrin-like crotastatin. Gene Ontology annotation, molecular function: metalloendopeptidase activity. The transcript has 5 exons. Gene Ontology annotation, biological process: membrane protein ectodomain proteolysis. Bases 249 to 2666 code for a protein of 805 amino acids. The record is from RefSeq and is a predicted model, not a curated record. NCBI's taxonomy places the organism in Eukaryota, Metazoa, Arthropoda, Insecta, Diptera, Culicidae.
UCGAAGCGUGUUUUUCUCGCCCCUGCGAAGGUGUUUUCCCAUCGUGCAUCGUGACUAAGAUUCUGAAUCUAGGUUAGGUACAGUAGGAAAAACAUAGUUUUUUUUUCACUAUAAAGUGCGCGACCGUGAGAAUCAUCGAAUGUAGUUGAAUUUUCGUGGAAUCGAGCCAACAAAUUGUUUUGCCCGGAUCGAGAUUCUGGCCAACAUGCUAGCUUGACAGAUUUGCACCUUACUUUCUCCAUCCAAGGAUGCAAUUGGAUUUAAAUUUGUUAACCGUUAUGGAAGCAGCUGGCAGUCGGCGAGCGCAGAGUUUGCAUCUACUUGUUCUGCUUUGCAUUUCUUACAACCUAACGGUGCAAGGCUUGACCCAUCACCGUUCGCAUCAAACGGACAAAGAUUCAAAUGAAGCUUGGCCAAACGACGAAACGGAUUCAAAUGCCGUUGACAGUGACCGCAAUUGUAUUGUGCCUAAAGUGGAACACACGCAAUCGGGCUUCGGAGACGUCAUUCUAAGCUACCAUCUGCAUCCGGAGCAGGUGACGGUUCGAAUUGAACUGCGACCGAGUCUAGUGGGUAAAAGCUUCAUAGAGCGACAAGGCCACCAACCAAAUGAGUCCAUCGUUGAGAAUUUCGUCGAGAAUUGUUACUACCAGGGCCGGAUCAAGGGCGUUCUAGACAGCAUGGCAGCCAUAUCGACCUGCGAGGGUAAGGUUCGCGGGACGGUUUAUGACGCGCACCAUACCUAUUCGAUAGAUUUUGAUGAAUCGACCGGAGAGCAUUAUAUACAAAGACUGAAACAGCGACACCGAGUGAAACGUAACCACAGAGCGCGGAUAAUCGGUCCUUACAAUGCAAAUCGUCAUUCGAAGUUUGUCGAACUUGUACUGGUGGUGGACAAUUCUUUGUAUAAUAAAUUUGAUUCCGAUGUUUGGAAGGUACAUCGGUACUGUACGGACGUGGCAAAUCAUGUUAAUAUGCUUUUUACUCCGUUAAACAUUUUUGUCGUCUUAACCGGAGUAGUUGUAUGGGAUCGUAUCGAUCAUAUUCAGGUUGACCGACGAGCAGAGGUGACACUGAAUAAUUUUCUACAAUAUCGGCGAAAAGAACUACUUCAUCAGCAUCCAAACGAUCAUGCUCAAUUACUGACAGCGGUAAAGUUCCAGGACAAUGUCAUUGGUAAGGCUAGACUAGGCGGAAUGUGCACUAGUAAUAGCUCCGGUGCAGUUAUAGUGGUACACACGGAUAACAUAGCCAUACAAGCAGGGACAGUCGCUCACGAGAUGGGUCAUAGUUUUAAUAUGGAGCACGAUGUGGAUGAAGAAUGCUACUGCUCAGAUCAAAAGUGCAUCAUGACUGCAAUGAGUCCGGAACGGUCACUGAAACAUUGGAGCUCGUGUAGUUUAGAACAGUUGACGCUAGCGUUCAACAGGGGAUUGCAUCUGUGUUUGAAAAACCGACCAAAAGUGGUACACUCGGCGAGCUGUGGAAACGGAUUCGUGGAAGAAGGAGAAGAAUGUGACUGUGGGUUGGAGGAGAUUUGUGAUAACCAAUGCUGUGAUCCAAAGAGUUGUAAACUAAGGCCAGGUGCCGUAUGUGCUAUGGGUGAAUGUUGUGAUUUAGAGGUAUGCCAGUGGUAUGAGGCAGGGACACUAUGCAGGACGGCUCGCGGAGAAUGCGAUUUGCCGGAGUUUUGUACCGGCAACUCUGAGCAUUGCCCGAAAGAUGUCUUUAAACGACACGCAGAGGUAUGUGCCGGAGGUAGGGCUUACUGUAUUGAGGGAGAGUGUAAAACUAGAAACGAUCAGUGUCGAAUGCUGUGGGGUCCUUCAGGGAAAGAAUCGGAUGAGAUCUGCUACGUGAGGAAUAUAAAUGGAACGAAAUACGCAAACUGCGGGUACGACCGUGAUAGCCAUAGUUUUAUAAGGUGUGCUGAGCAGGAUAUUUUGUGUGGACUACUUUUCUGCCAGCAGCUGAACAAGAAUAAUCUUGAAUUUGGAAUUGAAGUAUUUACGGAAGAACGAAUUGCCAGUACAGUCAAGGGAAGGCAAGUGAUUAACUGUCAUGCUGCGUUCAUAGACCUUGGAGAUGCCAAACAACCAAUGCUGGUGCCGGAUGGAGCACCAUGUGGUGAAGAUAAGAUGUGUUAUCAACAGCAAUGCUGGGAUUUUGAAAGUCUUAGACAACGUGGAGUUGGUCGGUUGUGUCCUAAAGAUUGCAGCGGCCACGGAGUUUGCAACAGCGAAGGAAACUGUCAUUGUGAUUUAGGCUACGCGCCACCUUUCUGUGAUCAGUCUGGAGUCGGAGGAUCUUUAGAUAGUGGACCAGCUUCCAAAAAAACAUACAAAGCCCUCUUAAUCACCCUUGUAUUUGUCGGCAUAGUUGUAACGACACUAUUCAUUGCUUAUGUUAUGGUACGCUUUUGUCAACCAGAAUGGUGCAAACAUUCUAUCAGUAUUACCAAUUUUAAAUCUCCCGCCCGUGGCCGUCAUAAGCUAAUUCAUACGUUGUCCUCUAACUCCGCAGUCAUCCGAGAGAUUUCGGCACCGAAGUUAUAUUCAUCUACUCGGGAUACAAGCGGACCGCAAUUUACACCAAUUACAAGACUGAAAAACGACAUGCAUUACUCUGCCCUCAUCAAAACCUCGUCGCUUGCCACGGAAACCUAG